UCAGUUCAUUAGCAGCGUAUCUUGGUGCCUGCAUCAAAAAAAUGUCCUAUCUACAAAUCAGGCUACAGCCUACAGAAGGCCAAGAUGCACCAAGUAUGUAUUCUUCAGCAGACACAGACGGGAAUGAGACAAUGACGGAGGUUGAUGAUGGUGAGGGCUGCAGAAGAGGCAACCAUCUAGUUCAGACUGAAUUUAGUUCAGAAGAGUUUGGCCAGAAUGCUGUAGAUUAUGCAACGCCACGCAAUGAAGCGGACGUGGAUGAUGUUGAAGACGCUUGGCAACAUGUUGACGGUGGUAGGUUCACCAAUCAGGAUGACCCAUUCGAUAACAAUGAGACUGUACAUCAUCAGUCACAACUACAUACAGAAAGUCCGCAGUUCUACCCACAGCACCAAGCCAUUGUACCUAUGAAUAACCCAAGUAAUUUCUACACAAUGCAAGAUGAUGAGAAUGUAUUCAUAGAGAAAGAUACCAUGCAAGAUUUAAGUUAUGCACAGCCAGAUACCCGUAAUUACCAAGAGUAUAUUGGACAAAAUUAUAUUGGGGAGGUUGCCAGGGAAACCAAUGUCAUGCAACAGGAAAUGAUAGGUGAGGUGUGGACAAAUAAUUUGGAUCGUACAGGAGAAGUAUUGGCAAAUAGAGCAUCAUCUGGACAAAUGAUCAAUGUUUGGUUACAACAGGAAGCAGAUGAUUCAAGAAAUUCUGAAGUAGGUGGUAAUACUGUGCAGUUAGCGACUGAUCCGUGUCAAUUAAACUACUACCAGCCAACGAUAGACUACACACAAGGUAUACCAAGUAGCAAUAUGAGUGAAUUAGAUGAUGAAAUACAAGCUCCAAUGGAUUUUGAAAUGGAAAAUACACCGGCAACAAUUGAGGGUGAGACAGAAACACAAGCUAACUAUGAUUCAAGUGCAGAGAAAUCAAUAUGUCAGUGCCAUGCAUCAGUGAUGGUGUACGAUGACGCAAAUAAGAAAUGGCAGCCGUCUGGAGGGGUGCAAGGGAUGGCUAGGGUCCUCAUCUAUCACCACCAGAUGAACCAUUCUUUCCGAGUGGUUGGCAGGCUCAUCUCUGAUUCUUCAGUUGUUAUUAACUGUGCAAUCGUUAAAGGCCUGAAGUACAACCAAGCCACACCUAUCUUCCAUCAAUGGCGAGACAGUCGGCAGGUAUAUGGCCUCAAUUUCCAAAGUCCUGAGGAUGCUGACAGUUUUGCUAAAGCCAUGAAAACGUCUUUAGAUAUGCUGAACGCACCAGCUCGUCCACCACCUGCUCACCCACCAGCUCCUCCACCUAGUCAUCCCCCAACUCAACGUCACAAUGGACCAGUGGCCAAUAACACAAAUGAACCAAGUCGACAAUUUGAACAACCAAGAAAGUUCCAAGAACCACCGCAGCAGCGUUUUAAUCAACCAGCCCCACAGGUAGAACGGCAAAGGUCAGGUGAAUUGGAGCCUCAACAUGAGGUCAAUGGAUACAGCGGAAGAGGGACUGGUAGACCAGAUACUUCUACCUCAAUUGGAGUUUCAUCCGGUCCAAUGACAGGUGCCCCAUCCGGUCCACCAGCUCCUCCAACAGUAGCACCCCCAGCACCACCUCCAGCUCCCCCGGCACCACCAACAGGCGGUCCUCCAGUACCACCUGCUGCUCCUCCAUCAGUUCCAGUUGGUGGCCCACCAGCUGCCCCCCCAGCACCACCACCACCUCCAGUUGGCGGCCCACCAGCAGCCCCACCACCACCAGGUGGUGCUCCACCACCUUCUGGUGGUGCUCCACCUCCGCCUCCUGGCCCACCACCACCACCAUCUGGACCGGGAAUGUCAUUAAUGGAUCAGAUUGCAAGUGCAAAACUGAAAAAGAAGGAGGUACCUGCAAAUGAGCCAGCAAAGCCUGCUUUUGGAGGGGGCAUGGGCAAUAUGAUGUCCGACUUGGAAGCGAAGCUAAAACUUCGCCGUAGUAAACAGCAGGAUAGUGGAACACCGGCUGCGGCGGCUGCAGCACCUCCCGUGACUGCUGAGAAGACUGUGAGAACAGAAGCCAAGAAACCAUGGGAGAAGAGCAACAAGUUUGGAACAAAAAAUGAUUCUCCUAACACACCACCAUCAUCUUCACCAAAAAUUGGACGAAAGGGGUCAAUAGGCGCCUCAAGUGGUCUGUCGAAUGGAUUGAAUGGAGAUCUUGAAAAGUUAAAAACUGAGAUCGUUGCUGAGAUGAAGAAGGAAAUACAGAAAGUGAAGGAAGAAAUUCUUGAAGUUAUCAGACAGGAAUUAAGCAAGUGAUGAGAAGAUGAUGACAUCAUCAGUUGCAAAGGUCAUCACCAAUCAACAUGUUUUCCAUUGGUCACAUGACUAUGAUUGCACUGAUUGGAUGCCUUAUCAUGUAAUUGAAAUUGUAAUCAUUCCUUCUUAAUUGGUAUUAUAAUUGGGGUGUAAGGGGUGGGAGGGGGGUUGGUUUUUUUUUUUUAAUUACAAGAUCAAAUCUGAAGUUUGUGAAGGAAAGAGAGGACAGGUGAAAUUGUUGUAUAUAAAACAGAGAAGAGGGACAACUUUAUAUGUCUGCUCUCUCCAAAUUGAGCCAGUGUCGACUGCCAGAUUGUGUUUGAGUAAAAGUCCUGAAUGGUACCAAAUAGCUCAUACAAUUAGUAGAUUAAAUGUAAAUAGAAUUUAGAUACCAAGUUUUUUCCAUACAUUUGACACAUUUUUAAGGGAUAGAUGAUAAUUGUAAACCUUUUUGAUGGUUUACACUACUAAAGUUAGAGUGUUUCUUCCUAAAAUGCUUAGUUGAUGAUUGUUUUUUUCUCACAAUAUGUUGGUGCUUUUGCCAGUUAAACUAUCCUUUACUUUUUCUUUAUAAUCAAGCAAUUCUUUUUGUGAUGCAAUGUAUUUUGUGGAUAAGGAGAGUUAAUAAUGUUGAUUUGUGAUUUCUAAGCCAAUUUUCCCAACGAUUUUCUUGCUAGUCUACUAUUGGACUUUUUUGCACUGUUAAAACAUAAUUUGAUUAUGAUAUACAUAAAUAGGAGGAAACAAAUAUUGUUACUUUAGAUUGAGUGUCUUCCAAAAUGGUUGACUGGUGUGUCCUCCAAGAUGGUUGACUGUUUCUUGAUUGCACUGAGAAGAGGAUCAGUCAAUUUCAACAGAACAUUCAACAAUAGACAUUUCGCUAAGCCCCGCCCCUUGGAUAUUGUUGCUACGGUCCCACAAACAUGUGCAUUUGUGGGACAAGACAUGUGUUUUGUGGUACACGCAUGUAUUCCUCGCCCUGUCCUUAUUUGGUCAGUAGUUAAAUUUGAUUGACAUUGCGGAAAGGUCGAUUAUAGACUAAUGAUCUAUUCUGUUGAAAUUUACAUUUGUAUAUGAUUUCAACAAAUUUACUUUGAUAAAUGUAUCCAAUAUAUGAUGUUUUUUUUUUCAACAUUGAGCAGAAAUCAGACAAAAAUCUAAAAAUAUAGAAGGCUUCAUUUCUAAUAGUCAAUUUGUUUAUGUGAUGGUAUCCAUAGCAGUACUGAAAAUGUUUAGAGUAAUAAUUUUUGUUACAAAUGCAUAAUAUUUCUGUAGAUGGUUAUGCAAUUUGGGACCAAACACCAAAAAAAAAAGAAAAAAACUAGUGAAUUUCUAAAAUAAUGUUUGUGUUUGCUGAGACAUUGAAAUUCAUUUUUGGUCUGUGUUUAUCCCAUCUAGCUGUUGAUGCAGCUAUUUUCUGAGUGUUUGAAUGACUGACUCAACAUUUACACUAAAAGCAAAAGCCUCAUUUAAAAGGUUGAGAAAACCAAAGAAUAAAAAUGAGGAUAAUUUGAUAUUUUUGCAAAGUGGAAAAAUACCUGAAGUAUUUUUAAUUAAUUUAGAGAACAUUAUAAGAAUUCAUUAUAUAUUACAAUUAUUUUCAUAGAAAUUUUAAUUUCUGUAGGCCAUGUUUUCACAGCACCAAAAUGAACAAAUUCUUUUGUUACAGAUCAGGGUGGUCUAAAUAUGUCAAUAUUAUUAGAGGAUUAAAAAUUGAAUACUUAGAUUUAUAGUAAUGAUUUGUAAUGAUCCUAUGAGGAAAUUUUGGGUUACAAUUAACUUUAAGAAGUGAUUGCUAACAUAUAGGUAUCCAUCUACAUUUGCUAGCCAAUCAAAUGAGUUAUUAAUGGUUAGAAUUGUGACAUAGUGCUGCUCAUUGACAAACAUAUAAAAUAGAAAUAUUAGAUUAAAUGACUAAAAUUUAUUUUAUUUUUUAAGAAGUAAUUAGCUUUCACCAUGAAAUCAAAGCAUUUGUAUUUUAUUGAUUAAUGUUGUUUACCUAUUAGGAGCAAAGCUACAAUUACCUGUUCAUAUUUUCUUAACAUUUAUUGAGUAUAUUUUUAGACAACAAUAUGUAACUUUUCUUUAAUCUUGUUUAAAGUACAGCAAUGUACAUAAAGAAAAAAGAAUAGUUGUGAUGUCGCACCACAAAAUGAGAUGCAUCGUUGGUAAGAUCAUAUUGAGAUUAUCACUAAAAUAUGUACAGGUUUGGGAUGGAUCCAGAGGAGGCACCAAUUCAUUGUAGGUACUUAAAAAGAUUGUUCAGUAUAUGCUGUUACAAUUUAUAUUAGUCAAAAGGUGGCAAAACCGGGGGACGUUUCCCCUCCCUUAAUCCGCCCCUGCAAGUUAUUUAAGAUUAAUUUUCUCAAACCCAAGUUACCAUAUACUGUAUUUAAACUUCAGUUCAUUUAUCCUAGGAAACCCAUUCAAAGUUUGAAUUAAAGCUCAUAGUGUGAUAUAUCCAAAUAUGCAGUUUUCUAACCAUGUGACUUUGUGGUGAGAACUCACAACUUAUAUGUGAGAUUUGGAAUGUAGUGAGAUAAUAUUCCACAUUCUAAAAGAAACUUACAAAUUUUGUCAUCAAUGCUUAGCUUCUCCAUCAAAUAAUUACUGAAUCAUGAUUUGAAAAAUUGAUUCAGUGCACAUGCUUUUAUUACAGGUGUAGAGAUGUUUUUGUUUGUGAGUAAUUUUAACAGAGGAUGAAAAUCUGUUACAAUAAUGUGAAGAGUAAUAAUAAUAAAGAUUUCUGAUAAACCACGAAAUGUAACAUUUUUGGUAAUAAUGAAUUGUACAUCAAAAAUUAUAUAUAUUUAAAGAGUAAAGCAUUGAUGAUUAGAAUUUGGAGUUUAUGGGAAAGAAGCAAUUGUAAAUCACAAUUUUGUAUCAAAUAAUAAUUGUUCUAACCAUUAAUUUUUUUUAUAUUAAGUUAAAAUAUCUGAUUCCAUUAGGUUAUAGAAAGUUAUAUUUGAAAGUCUUCAUUGCUUUGAGUAAUAUAGUGUAUAUGCAAAGGUGGAGUGGGCCUACCACAUUUGGGUCAAAGUUGAAAUACAAUUCAUCAGCUUUUUCAAUUAUUUUGUUAAGUCAAUUAAUAGUUUCUAUACACCAAUUAAUUAAUUGGAUGCACAUUUGGCACACUCCUGUGUUCUGCACCAUCUUAAUUUUAAAUGCAAUACCAUACAUCGGUAAUUAUAAAGAAUAGUUAUAAACUAAAUUUUAAGUUUUUCAGUCAAAGUGCAUAUUAUAGUUCUGCAGCAAAUUAAUAGGCCUAUUUAUUUUUGGUUUAGUUUUUAACAUGUAUUAUUGUUUUGUAUUGAGAGUUUCAAUUGAACAGUUCCAGCUAUAUGGGCCACCAUCACAGAAUAUUCUUGAAACUAAAUAAAUGAAUAAUAUGGUACUACUGUACAUACGGCCAGAAGUUGUCAGUGGUGGAUCCUGGAUUUUGAAUGGGUCCAAAAAGUCAAUUUUUCAGAUGGAUUACUAGACUACCUCAGCCCCAACAUGCUUGGAGCUGAGAUUUAAAAUGUUAUGUUUAUGGCACCACUAUGGCCAGAAAUGGCACUCUCAGACUGAAAAUUUAAAAGGGGAUCUCAGGCCAGUGGAUCCCACUUUGACUCGUUCUGUGGUUGUAGCUUGAAUGAGAUUACAUUCUAUAUCCCAGCCUAUCGCAGGAUGUGUGAAAACGCUCUGCUGAGCCUGCAGCAGUCACCUAUAGUGAAUUGUUAUGGUCUAACAGACUAAUGUUUAAAAAGAAUCAUUACAUUACAAAAUACAUGUAUCACUUCAUAGCAUAUCUUUAUUUCCUUUUUUUCUGUAGCAUUCUCUUGGUGCUUGAUUUUAUGUCUGCUAUUUGUAAUCAGCAUUUGUAGUUUCAAAUUUCCAAUAAAUAAGCCUAUUAAUUUGUUAUAUCAGCAGAAAUAUAUCAAGGUUUAGGCCCUAUUUAUAAUUUUGGCAUUUUUACACAAUAAGUUACUAGACUUGUAAAGCAAUGUUUUAUAACUUCUUCGUCAAAUAGAAAUUUGCAUAGCAAUGCGGAAUAAAUCAUAUAAGCUA
Molecule: messenger RNA, 6323 nt
Organism: Anneissia japonica
Lineage: Eukaryota; Metazoa; Echinodermata; Crinoidea; Comatulida; Comatulidae
Product: vasodilator-stimulated phosphoprotein-like
Exons: 11
Coding region: 42-2273 (743 amino acids)
Molecular function (GO): SH3 domain binding
Source: RefSeq, a predicted model, not a curated record